AUGGAUUCAUCUCCACUGUUUAUCUGCCUCCUAGUUUUCCUGUUGUUUCAAAUGGGAAAAGGGUUGGGGAACGGCAGUUAUCUGGAGCCAAGAUUGGAUGCAGCUGCUGAAUCCUGUCCAGAUGAUUACUACUAUAAUGAAACUAUCCAAGCCUGCGUAUCUACAGACACUACUAGCUGUACCAAUCACCAGAUCGGCAAGUGUCCGAUGACUACAGGUGUGGAUGAGUUUUGCCUGUGCAAAGAUAAGCACCUUCAGAUCUGGAAAUGUCCCGAAGGAACCUACUUCGAUGCCAACCGAUUGGUCUGCCGUGUGGGAACAGUUGAGUGCCAGGAGGACUAUGCUGCAUCCGCAUGUCCCAACAGCACGGCAAGCGAUGUCUUUUGCCUCUGCAUCGAUGGCAAAUGGCAACUUAACUACUGUCCCACGGGCUUUACCUUUGAUGACGAGUUGAAGAUUUGCCUGAACACCGGAUCUGAUGACGGCGAGUUGCCCAGUUCGUCUGGAAAGUGCCAGCGGCUUGGAUUGUUUGGGGAUCCCGCCGACUGCUCUGGGUACUAUCAUUGUCGCGAAAAGGGCAGUGAUAUUGAGUAUUUCAGAUGCUCCGUAGGAACCAUCUUCAAUCUAAUUUCCUUUGCCUGCGUUGCUGGAGCUUGUUGACCCAACAUAUUAUAGUUAUUGCAGCUAGCCUAUCUUGGAAUAAAACUGAUUAGCUUGAAACUAUUUUCAAUGAA
Messenger RNA from Drosophila sechellia, 734 nucleotides. It is a transcript of the gene obst-I, whose product is annotated as obstructor-I. Lineage: Eukaryota; Metazoa; Arthropoda; Insecta; Diptera; Drosophilidae. Gene Ontology annotation, cellular component: extracellular region. The transcript has a single exon. Gene Ontology annotation, molecular function: chitin binding. Bases 1 to 660 code for a protein of 219 amino acids. The record is from RefSeq and is a predicted model, not a curated record.